Molecule: messenger RNA, 2047 nt
Organism: Rhagoletis zephyria (snowberry fruit fly)
Lineage: Eukaryota; Metazoa; Arthropoda; Insecta; Diptera; Tephritidae
Source: RefSeq, a predicted model, not a curated record
AUGGAGAUUGGCAUCAGCAUCAGCUCGGUGUACACGAAGCGGACGCUGAUGAAGGCGCAUCCGAACAUUAGCGUCCUGAGGCAUCCGGAUGCGGUCAGAGGAGGGCCGCUGCUCUGGUCGCAUCACGAGAAGUUGGUGGUCAUUGACCAGAAGUACGCUUUUGUGGGCGGCAUUGACCUGUGCUUUGGCCGCUGGGACAACUAUGAGCACCGGCUGACGGACCUGGGUGGCAUUGGCUACAAGAAUGCUGAUGACACCCUCGUCAUUCACAACUCCACCAAGCCGACCGGAUUGACUUAUCGCUCUGUUUCGCAGCCUAUUCUCACGCCACCCGCGGAAAGUCCUCUGAAGGUGGAAAAAUCGCUUGAUGGUCAUCUUCUAGUACCCGGCUCUAGUUCACCUGCUUCUCAGCCGAUGUUGUUUGCUCAGGGGGUGAAGAGCUCCAGCACGACGAGGCUCAUCACAGUGCAUACUCUCAAUACUACCGCUACUCCGGAGACAAAUCCAGAGGAGGAGGAAGAGGAGGAAGUGGAGGAUGAUCGAAUUGAGGAAGAGGAUGAGCAGGCCUUUGAGAAGUCAGGUGACUCAAAAGAUAAAGAUUUUCAGAAUCAAUCUCCACCACCUCAAACUCCUCAAACUCCACAGUCACUUCAAAACCCUCCCCAGCCUCCUUUAGAGCGCAAGUAUCGAACUCGUCUGGGUAUGGGCAACAUGCGCCACCGAAUCAGCACCAAGAUUCGCAACAAACGCAUUGCUGCCAUUUCCAAGUUCCGAAAAAUCAACCGUCGCCUUCGAGGGGCGGCCUCAGGCGUGAGCGGAGGGGUGGGCAGCCUGCGCAAAUCGAGCGACGCCGGUCUCGACAACAUUAGCUACAUCUCUAGCGACCUGAUUGAAAAUCACCCGGAUUUUUUCAAACAGCAGAUUCCUCGGUUGAGGGCGGCCAGAGGGAUGAAUGGGAUAAAAGGUGAUGUUUCAGGGGGUGACGAUGACGACGAUGAUGAACAUCAGGUGGUGGCCGAGCAGCUGGAGGGCGCGGCGAAGCUGUGGAUCGGCAAGGACUACACCAACUUUAUCGUCAAGGACUUUAGCCAGCUGGAGCAGCCUUUUCAGGAUGCGGUGGACCGGCACACCACGCCGCGCAUGCCCUGGCACGACGUCAGCUGUAUGGUGGUGGGCGCGGCCGCCAGGGACGUCGCCCGCCACUUUAUCCAGCGGUGGAACCAUGCAAAGUACAGCAAGGUCAAGUUCAACGACCGCUACCCGUGGCUGAUUCCGAAGAGCUAUGCGAACGUCGAGCAGACGCCGGUGCCCUCCUUUCUCCUGCGCACGCAUCCGGUCACCGUUCAGGUGCUGCGCUCCGUAUCGGCCUGGUCGGCGGGCGUCAAGCGGACAGAGGCGAGCAUCGUCGACGCGUACAUUGAGGCGAUCAGCAACGCCGACCACUACAUCUACAUUGAGAACCAGUUCUUUAUCAGCCAGACGAAGACCCAUACGGAAAGUGGCGUCGAUGUGGUGAAGAAUCGCAUUGCCGAGGCCCUAUACAGGCGCAUCAUUCGGGCGCACCGAAACGGCCAGACCUUUCGCGUGUACAUUCUCAUUCCGCUGUUGCCUGCUUUUGAGGGCGAGAUUGGAACGAGCAGCGGCUUUAACAUUCAGCAGAUUACCCACUACAACUACGCGACCAUCACCAAGGGGCCGCAUUCGCUGCUGGGGAAGCUGAGGGCGGAGAUUGACGAUCCCAGUCGGUACAUUGGCUUCUACAGUCUGCGUAGCUGGGGCGAACUGAAUGGCCGGCUGGUGACGGAGCUCACCUACAUUCAUAGUAAAAUCCUCAUUGCCGACGACCACCUGGCUAUCAUCGGCUCGGCGAACAUCAACGACCGCUCGAUGCUCGGCUCCCGCGACUCUGAGGUGGCGGUCAUCAUUGAGGACGAGGAGUUUGACACCAGCUACCUGAUGAAUGGGAAGCCGUACCGCUCGGGCCGUUUUGCCGGCUCCCUCCGACGGAUGCUGAUGCGAGAGCACCUGGGCAUUUACAACCAGGAGG